AUGGAUGAAUUGGUAGAGUGGUGUAGAGACGUCGGACGCGAAAAUGGCUACGCCCUCAUCACCAAACGCACCAUCUACGAUAAACCCCCAAGGGGUCAGCCGUUAAAAAUUUGGCUUACGUGCGAUUGUGCCGGCGAGUACAAAUCAAAAGCCAUGGUCAGACGCAGCGGGACUAGGAAAACCGGUUGCAAGUUCCAACUGAUCGGGACAUACAGAAAGAGGUUAGGUUAUUGGGAUGUAAGGGUUGAGAAAGCUAAACAUAACCACAAACCAUUUUUGUAUCCAGAGGGUCAUCCGUCCCUAAUGAGGCUGACUUCAUCGGAAGAGAUGACGGUGGAGCAAAUGGCGCAUCAGAACAUAAAACCACGAGACAUUCUUGCUGCCAUUAAAGAACAGAACCCCCAUAAUGUCUCAACAAGAAACACCAUAUACAACGCUCGGGCCAAACUGGGUAGAAUGGAACAAGUCGGCGAGACUCCAAUGCAGAUACUUUUCGACUGGUUGGAGAAGGUUGGACUCCACCUACAAGACGAAUCGGUACAAAAUGCCGCUAGUCCAGAUUAUCGGUGUUACAUCCACGUUGAUGUCAUUUUGCAUUGCUCAUGCGUUCGUAAGCAACGAGAAACAGGAAAACUUCACAUGGGUUCUACAGAGGUUGAAACACUCAUUAGACAGUGUUAUGGAACCCCGUGUAAUAGUAACGGAUAG
Helianthus annuus (common sunflower) is the source of this 708-nucleotide messenger RNA. RefSeq names its product PKS-NRPS hybrid synthetase CHGG_01239-like. The record is from RefSeq and is a predicted model, not a curated record. Gene Ontology annotation, cellular component: mitochondrion. Gene Ontology annotation, molecular function: malonate-semialdehyde dehydrogenase (acetylating, [NAD(P)+]) activity; methylmalonate-semialdehyde dehydrogenase (acylating, NAD+) activity. Gene Ontology annotation, biological process: L-valine catabolic process; thymine catabolic process. The transcript is spliced from 2 exons. NCBI's taxonomy places the organism in Eukaryota, Viridiplantae, Streptophyta, Magnoliopsida, Asterales, Asteraceae. The coding region runs from base 1 to 708 and encodes 235 amino acids.